AAUAAUAAUAAUUAUCAGGGAUAUCAGGUUUCUGGGUUUCUGUUACAGCAGUAACAGUACCAAAUUUCCUGUUUUACCUUCUGACAUCAAUGGUUUCUGCAAUUAACAAUUAGACAACCGUCAACAUUUACUAGUUAUCAUAUGGUCAUGGUUAAUUGUUAGUUAUUUUAAUGGUUAUGUUGCAGCAAAGAUUGUAAAAUACGUUACAGUCAUUUAUAGAUAAACAUGGUCUAAACCACUUUAUUAUUGUACGUUCAAUUACACUAAAAUAUUGAAAUGUUCAGUAUUUAAACACCACAAAAAUAUUGAAUAGAAUCACAGAAUAUGUCUGAUACAAAGGCUCCGUUACUUUCAGAAGAUAUCCUAGCUUUCGGAGAAGAAGAUAAUGUCCAGCCGGAGAAGUUACUACAUCCAUAUGUAACAUUUUUUCAUUUAUGUUUUCGUGUUACAUCAAUAGUUGCUUACAUUAUGUGUGGUUGGUUUAGCAGUAGUUUCAUUACAAGCUUUGUUGUUGUUGUUAUAUUACUUUCAAUGGAUUUUUGGACAGUCAAAAAUAUCACUGGUAGACUUAUGGUUGGAUUACGUUGGUGGAAUUAUGUAGAUGAAGAUGGAAAUUCACACUGGGUUUAUGAGUCAAAACAGAAUCGUACAAAUGAGAGAGAAACAAAAAUAUUUUGGAUUGCUCUGGUAUUAACACCGUUUAUUUGGACAGUAUUUUUUAUAGUAGCAUUAUUUGGCUUUGAAAUAAAGUGGUUGUUAUUGGUUGUAAUUGCGCUUAUUUUGAGUACUGCCAAUUUGUAUGGAUAUGUAAAAUGUAAGAUUGGACAAAAAGAAAGUAUUGCAAGUGCUACAGGCAAUUUUUUUCGAAAGCAAGUCUUACAAAAUGCAGCAUCAAUGGUAAUAACACAAACAUCUACUUCCACUGCGGCCCCUUCAAUGCAAGGCAACGUCAUAUAAUUUUAUUGUUAAAUUUGAAAUAAAUAAAGUAUACUUCUAUAUAACCUCUA
Messenger RNA from Agrilus planipennis (emerald ash borer), 1007 nucleotides. RefSeq lists its product as uncharacterized. The transcript is spliced from 5 exons. The coding region runs from base 325 to 957 and encodes 210 amino acids. The record is from RefSeq and is a predicted model, not a curated record. NCBI's taxonomy places the organism in Eukaryota, Metazoa, Arthropoda, Insecta, Coleoptera, Buprestidae. Gene Ontology annotation, cellular component: Golgi membrane. Gene Ontology annotation, biological process: vesicle-mediated transport; protein secretion.